Molecule: messenger RNA, 871 nt
Organism: Cydia amplana
Lineage: Eukaryota; Metazoa; Arthropoda; Insecta; Lepidoptera; Tortricidae
Product: ommochrome-binding protein-like
Exons: 1
Coding region: 36-866 (276 amino acids)
Molecular function (GO): protein binding
Source: RefSeq, a predicted model, not a curated record
UUUAAGUUAUUAAGUAAUUUACGUUUAUAUUUCAGAUGAAACUUAUAAUAACACUGGCGGUGCUGGCUGUAAGUCACGCUCAUAUUAUCAGGCCAGCAUGUGACCUGAUCUCCAUCCAAAGUACUAUCUAUCAGAAGGAAGUGCUGAAAGAAAACGUAAGCGACCCGUACCAGAUGGCCAUCGACUAUAACACUAAUACGCUCUUCUUCAGUUAUUCAGCAGCUAAUCCAAUUACUGAAGGAGAUGUGUUUGAGCAAGCGUAUUUAAACCUGAAGACUAACGAAUUUCACAUCAUUUCUGGUAUCAUUGGUGGAUUUGCCGCUACUGUCGACAAUACUAACCACAAGGUAUACCUCGGUGGAAGAAACGGCAUCUACGCGUUUGAUAACGAGGCAGACAAAGCAACCCAUGUCAACCCUAACGGAUACAGCAUUUGGCAAUUGUUUUUCAAGGACAAACUUUACUACACUGCCUACCCACAAGAAAGAGCGUACACUUUUGAAGGUGGCAACUCAAUUAUAGUACCUGAACUGAGUGAUACGAUGGUACAACUAGUAGCUCUUGAUAAUGAUCACAAUAUGUAUUUCUCCAACUCAUCUGGUCUAUUUCGUUUGAAUAAAUCUGACAAGUUAAUUGUCCAACUAGGUGAAUAUACUAUUAACAGUUUCACAGCAGACAUAAAUGGUAAUUUGUACUUCUCUACACCUUCUGGUUUUUAUAAUAUUGAUAAUAACAAAAAUGUACAUCAACUAGUUGAUGUUGAUGACGUUUUCGGAUUGGUUGUCGAUGGGGAUAAUAACUUCAUUUACGGGUCAGGAGAUAAAAUUAUCAGAUUGACUCCUACCACUAAAAAACAUUGUUUUUAAAGUGA